Molecule: messenger RNA, 3938 nt
Organism: Cucumis melo (muskmelon)
Lineage: Eukaryota; Viridiplantae; Streptophyta; Magnoliopsida; Cucurbitales; Cucurbitaceae
Product: transcription factor MYB41-like
Exons: 3
Coding region: 2406-3572 (388 amino acids)
Source: RefSeq, a predicted model, not a curated record
UUUUUUUUUUUGCAGUUUUAGCUUGAAAUAUAUUUUUUAAAACAUUAGUUUAAGUUUAAAGGUACUUCUAAAACUAAUUUUAAAGUCCAAAACUAUUCCAAACCUAUAGACAUAAUUUAAACCUAUCCUAAAAAGAGUGUUUUGUUUAAUUUAAUCAUCAUAGUAUUUAUUGUAACUUUAAAGAUACAAUACUUUGAAAUUUUCACUAAUUUUAAAAUUAUGCAUGGAUUAAUAUCAUUUGGUAUUUGUUUCCCGACGUCGUAUUUCUCAUUCAUGCAUGAAUACAACUCUCACACCCUCAAACAACACAAUAUAGAAGAGGGAAAAAUAUGCCAAAUUUAACAGAUUUGAAAGAAAAUAAAUACAUAACGUAGUUUGAAAAUCUUUUAACGGGUAGACUUUCCAACAAAAACAAAAUACGAGACGUUCUUUUGAUGUCGAUACUGGACCGACAAGCAGCCAUGGACAACGUGGCAGCUCAGGAAUGGACUGAUGAGGUCAUACGAUCUGUCAGUUUGAACGGCUCCGAUGAAGACACGCAUAAGAUCCCUAAUUGAAAAGAUUUAGAAAAUCAAAUGAUUGAUUAAGCAACUACUACAGUUAAUCAUCUAAUAAUUGGGCAUUGAAGACAACUCCCAGUUCCGUACACAUCUCCAGUGUGAAUGCUUGCAAAAAUUCCUCUUUCUUGGACAAAUUUGCCCUUCCCCUUCGAUUAAUAAAUAAAUAUAUCAAAAUACCUUUUACAUUUCUUUUAACCCUUCAGGGACCCAAUCAAUAAAACUCGACGUAAUAAUUAGUAGUGAGUAUCUUUUAAAGGACAAUUAUCGUUUUCUAUUUCUUUUUUUUCUCUUUAAAACCACCCAAAAGCUCGACCAAUUUUGGGUCUUUCUCUAACUUUUCGAAGCUUUCAGAUUGAGCCUCUAUUCCUUAUAGCCCAUGGAAAAUAAUAUUCAUAAAAUAUAUGGUUUUUCAUCACAUAAAUUCAAAUUUAAUAGCAAUUGUGCCAUUGAUUACUUAUUAAGACCGACAAGAUUGGUAGAGAGAGAGAGAAAGAAGCAAAAACAAAUUCACAAAUGUUUCACAAAUUAUAUGCCUUUUCAUUUGAUUUUACCUUUAUUGUUUUGUUUUGUUUUGUUUUGUUUUUUUUCCUUAGGUAUGUUAUGUACAUAUGUUGACUGGAAAAAGUGUGGUAAAUGGGGAAAGGGAGAAAUGGUUGUUAUGGAGCAGACAAAGUUGUAAAUAAAAAUAAGAAUAGCAAUUAAUAGCGUGCGGAGGUUGAUAAGCUUAUCGUGUUACAAACUGGUUGGUUUAAUCCAACCCCCCCUUUUCUAUCACUAUCCCAUCCAAGAAAAUAUAAUUUAACAAGUUAUCUUCCUCUUUCAUAUCAUAAAUUCAAUAUUUUUAGAAUUCCUCCUCUUCCCAUCUUAAUUACUCCUAUUAUCACCGAAUAGAUCUCUUGAUGUGAUAUUUAUUAUUUUUUUUUUUAUUAAAAAGAGAAAAUUCAAUACUUAUAAUUCAUAACACAAUUGUUUUAUUUGUCUAUAUGUUUUAUGAAAUCUCAUUAUAUAAACCAUAUAUAUUUAACAUUGGAUAAAAAUUAUAUCAUUACAAACGGUUAAAUAUAGAGACUGUGUGAGGUAUGGAAUAUAAUAUAAGACGAAGGUGAUAAACUAAACUAUUAUGUAUUGAAGUUAUUGGAGAAAAAAAUUGUUACCCCCAAACAAAAUUGGAAAGAAAAUAUUCACAAUUUGAUUUGCUAUAAAACUACCUGCCACAAUGUUUCAGCUUAUCAAACAAAAAUUUCUUUUCUUUUUUGGAGUUUAGAGGGGAAAAUGUUGACUAGUUGGACUAACCAAUGAGAGGAAGCCAUGCAAAUGUAAUAUUGUGAAGGAAAAAAAAGAAAAACUAUGAGAGGGGUGGCGCCAUAGGAUCUAUGAACAAGAUGAGCCACGUGGCUUCACCACGUCAAUGACAGCUUUAUUUUUAUAAUGUGAAGACUAGAAAGUGAUGCUUCACAAUCACACUAAUCAAUAAAAAUAAAACACACACAUUAUACCAUAUGAUUUACAUAAUUAUGUUAUCAUUAAAACAUAUACUUCCAAUAAUCCCAUCUUUAAUUUUUAAAUUAUAUUGGUAAUUUAGUUUUUCAUUAGAGAGAGAGAAAAAAAAAAAAAAAGAGGACACGUCAUCGUUUUCACCCAAAGUAAUAAACAGUGGACGGCACCGAACCCAUUUGACUUCCUUUCCCAUUCUUCUAUUUAUAGAGUUUCAUAUCAUUUACGUCCCUACAUAUAUCCAUAUUUUUCACUGAUCUCUCCAAAAUCUCCCUUUUACAACAUACAAACUUCGUAUUCGAAUUUCACCGUCGAAUAAUCCGAAAUCUCCGAAGUUUUCAUCACGCGAAAAUGGGAAGAACCCCAUGCUGUGAGAAAGAAGGUUUGAAGAAAGGUCCAUGGACUCCUGAAGAAGAUCAGAAACUUAUUGAUUAUAUACAGAAACAUGGGUAUGGAAAUUGGAGAACUCUUCCCAAAAAUGCAGGUCUACAACGAUGUGGGAAGAGCUGCCGUCUUCGAUGGACAAAUUAUUUGAGACCCGAUAUUAAGAGAGGAAGAUUUUCAUUUGAGGAAGAAGAAACUAUCAUUCAACUUCACAGCAUUUUGGGCAACAAGUGGUCUGCAAUUGCGGCUCGAUUGCCAGGGAGAACCGAUAACGAAAUUAAAAACUACUGGAACACUCACAUAAGGAAAAGGCUACUGAGAAUGGGAAUUGAUCCGGUAACCCACAACCCCAGGCUUGAUCUUCUUGAUUUAUCUUCAAUUUUGGGGUCAUCUUUUUACAACAACAAUAGUCCCAAUUCCCAAAUCAACAAUUUCUCAAGGUUAAUUGGAAUACACAACUCAACAAUUAACCCUGAAGUCCUUAGGUUUGCCAGCUCUUUCAUUACCUCUAACAGUCUCUCUCAACAUCACACUCCAAAUUUUCUACUUCAAAACGUUGAUCAAAAUCAAGAACAAUAUUCCCAAAUGAUCAUCUCUCAUUUACAAUUACAAGAACAACAACCCCAACACCAAAUUGACCCAUCCUCAGCUCUUCCACCGCUCCAUGAAGUCUCCGCCGGUUGCAGUCCGUCCACCACCACCUCUUACGGCGGAGAACCCCACUAUUAUCACUCCUCCGGCCACCAAUUACUGUUCCAGUCAUCAUCAAAUUUCACCACUGACUUUUACUCCCAAAAUUGUCAACACCCAAAUGACGAAAUGGCCUCAAUUAAUAAUAAUAUGAACGGUUUUAAUUACUCAUCUUUAGAAGAGUUUCAAAGUUACGGUUUUUAUGGUUCACAUGAAGAACGAGAACGAGAACGAGAACAAGAACAAUUUCACGAACAAAUUAUGGAGGCGUCGCCGGAAACGUCGACUCUGAAUUCAAGCUCGACGCCGUUGAACUCAAAUUCAACAUAUUUCAGUACAACCAAUGGGAAUGGGACUGAUCAAGAUGAUAGAGAAAGCUACUGCAGCCAAUUUUUUAAGUUUGAAUUUUCCGAUUUUUUGGAUGUUAAUCCCGCCUUCAUGUAAUUCCCAAUAUUGAGAUAUUAUCAUAAAGGCUUUAAUUUUAGAAAUGAUGCCUUGUAAAAUUUUUCAAUAUUUUUCAUUAUGUGCCUAAAUGUAUGAUUUAGACCAUCUUCUGUCCUUUUUGUUCUCUUUUUUCUCUAAUGAGUCUUAUUAAUGAAAUUAGAGCAAAUAUCAUGGAGUAGAUUAUGCUCAAAUUUCAUGGAGGAGAUUAUGCUCAAAUAUCAAGGAGGAGAUUAUGCUGUAUUUAUCACCAUUAUUCUUCCCUUUUAUUUCCUUAAUUUUGUGUAUAAGUAUACAUGUAUGCUGUAAUAUUUGUAACAAGGAAUACAGAAAAAUCAAUAAACUUACAAGUCUCUCUCAGUUUUAUCU